This is a messenger RNA of Syngnathoides biaculeatus (alligator pipefish), 1521 nucleotides long. It is a transcript of the gene epdl1, whose product is annotated as ependymin-like 1. Gene Ontology annotation, cellular component: lysosome; extracellular region. The transcript is spliced from 6 exons. Lineage: Eukaryota; Metazoa; Chordata; Actinopteri; Syngnathiformes; Syngnathidae. Gene Ontology annotation, biological process: cell-matrix adhesion. The coding region runs from base 646 to 1272 and encodes 208 amino acids. The record is from RefSeq and is a predicted model, not a curated record. Gene Ontology annotation, molecular function: calcium ion binding.
UUGACCUCAGAUCCUUUUCUGUUUACACGAAGUUACCGAGGACGCCGUGUGGGCGGUUCCAACCCUUGAGCGACGGCGGCGCUCGGGAGCUGCGUCUAUGGCGCCCGUCUGGCGAUAUGCCGGAGCUGACGAGACGCCUCUCGCCUGCCGAGCGUUUCGUCUCGAGUCGCAGCGCUUGUGUUUUCUCAAAGGGCGGCCCGGGAAAAAGGGCUUCCUCCGACAUCGACGGCGGGGCCCGCAAAGGAGAAGAGAAAAAUCAGCCCGAGCCGUUGGUGUACGCGCGCCGGUUGCAUUGAGAGUUGCUCUUGAACUCUGCGCUGGUGUUCGUAAGAAUGCAAAAGGGCACGAGUUGAGGCGCGGCGUCACGGUCACACCUGAACAUCAUAUGACCCGUCACGUCUCCGGCUCAACGCCAAUCGUAGCUCGAUGGCGACUUCGAAGUACAGCAGGCGCCGAGUCCCGGAUGUUCUGCUUUUAUCUCAAUUUUGAAGCAGAAAAUGCAAUGAAUCUGUUUUUUUUUUACGAGAGUCGGUUGUGAAACGGCGUCGGGAGGGAUGACCUUUACCCCGGUUUGCGGCGCUUUAUAAGGAAGUGACUCCGCCUCAGUCGCUUAUUGGCGCCUGCGAGCGGCGGAGGAGCGCAAACAUGAGACGAUUAGUCGCGCUGGCGUGCUUCCUGGCAGCAUGCGCGGCCCAGAAGCCUCACCCGUGCGCGACUCCUUCCCUUCUCAGCGGCCAGCUGACCUUGGCCACACAGAAUGAGCAGCUCUGGGCUUUCGCCCGCUACCUGUACGACGCGCUGGGACAGAGGAUCAGGCUCCAGGAAAUGGGAUUUUACCAGAACAAGUCCUUUACCCACGACGCUCUCCUCCUCUACACAGAGGCCCUCGUGUACGAGAUCGACCAUCAGGACCACACGUGCAAGAAAAGAGCCCUGCGGGUGGACUUCCACCCGAUGGCAGUGCCCAGAAACGCUUCUCUUUUGGGCCAGGCCGUCGUGGGGAGUUCCUCCAGCCCGGGUCAGGGUCUUCUCGUCAACACGUGGACGGGCAAGCUUCCCGACAACGCGCCUUACGUCGUCACGGUCACGGAAUUCGGAUGCAUUCCCGUCUCCACGUCCUACAAGACGCGCUCGUUUGGUUGGAUGGUGACGAGCUUCUUCAACAACGUCGUCGGCAUUUCCGACCCCAACCUGCUCAACCCUCCCGACUUCUGCCAGGACGCGCUGGACGAGGAGCCCGUCGACUUCUUUAGCUUGUUCCACACGAAUUGAGUCAGUCUACAUCAUCGACUAUUAUUACACGAUGAUCAUGCUCAUUUGCGAAACAGUCUUACGCGUCUAAAACGUGAACUCGAACGAAGAUUGCCGUUGCGCUCGCACCUUCUUGGACUGAAGACCGAAGCGGUCUCGGUUUUUUUUUUUUUGGAAUUCAGAUUUGCGGUAACCGAUGACGGGUCUCCCGCUGCUUUCGUUAAUGUGCCACCGCUUGCGUCUUCAACAAUGUACAGAAAUGCCUUCUGA